UGGCGGUGGCCUGAGAUUUAAAGGGACAGGCGCAGAGGCUGUGCCCCUUUUGGGGUUUCCCCCUUUUUUAUUCCUUUUCGGGCGUUCCAGUCUGGGAAGAUGGUUUGCGGGGGCUUCGCCUGUUCACGCAACGCGCUCUGCGCCCUCAACGUCGUUUAUGUGCUGGUCGGGCUGCUGCUGAUUGGCGUGGCUGCCUGGGGGAAAGGCUUCGGCAUUGUCUCCAGCAUCCACAUCAUUGGAGGGGUCCUGGCCGUGGGGUUCUUCCUGCUUCUCAUCGCCAUCGUGGGGCUCAUCGGCGCUGUCAAUCAUCACCAAGUCAUGCUCUUCUUUUACAUGAUCAUUCUAGGGCUAGUCUUUCUUUUCCAGUUUGGAGUCUCCUGUUCGUGUCUGGCCCUCAGCAAAAGCAAACAGGAAAGUCUCUUGAGCGGUGCCUGGGGAAUGCUGGACAACGAAACCAGGAGCACGUGGGAAAAACGUCUGAACUGCUGCGGGUUCUUCAACAAAACUACCCCAAAAGACAGGGGCAGCACUGAACACUGCAGUGCGGAAUGUUGGGAAUCAUCUUCUCCAUGCAUCACGUGUGGCGUGAAGAUGAUGGAGCAUGCGGACGAGGCCUUAAAAAUCCUUGGCGGAGUUGGGCUGUUUUUCAGUUUCACAGAGAUUCUUGGAGUGUGGCUUGCCAUGCGCUACAGGAACCAGAAGGAUCCCAGAGCGAAUCCCAGUGCCUUUUUAUAGAACAUCCUCUUCCUUUCCCUCAUCAUUAUCAACGUCUCUUCACACGCUCCUUCCUCCAAUUUUAGCUACUGGUCAAGUUCUUCAAGAAAGCCCAUCUCCCUUCACUCAGGAACAAAGCAGCCCUGUGAGAGAGAGGGGGUGGGACUUUGCCGCUGCACCAAAACGGCUGAUUGGAUGAAACAGCAACGGUUGCGUCCUUGACAUGAAGCUUUUAGCAGAUGGCAAAAAAAAAAAGUCAUUAGUUGCUAGCAACUCAGAAUGAGCCAGAGUCAUCUGUUUGCCAAGUCACUCAUUUGGUUGCUGCUCAUAGUUACAAUCACUUUUGUGUUUUUAAAAUACGCAUUUUUGGGGGGUUGUGUGUGUACAUUUUUUUUUUUUAAAGACGUGACUUGCCCUAGAGCUUCUUUACUGAGGUUCUCAUCCUACCAAGGUAAAUUGCUUGAUCUCGAUAUAUUAAGAGAAAAUGAUGUUUUUGCCACAGACUGCCUUUCACGGAAUACGCCUGCCCUUCACGCUCUUUCUCGGCUGUGGUAGACUUGUGUAAGAAUGAUAAAAUACAGAUGUUGCUGCAUGGUGCAACUCUCACUGAAGGAUUAGGUGUUAGCCAAACGCACCUGGUUACAGGUAAAUCACGGCCGCUGGGUUGUGUUGCUUUUGUUCAAGAGCUCUAAAUUGAAAUUAGUCUUUCUGAUCUUUCUAAAAGUCUCAUAAGCCUGCGUUCCUGCUUUUCAGAGAGGACAGCAGAGGCCUGUGUAGACCUGUUCAGGGAACAGGACCCUCCCCCACCUAGAAGUUUCAGAGCCCCAGGAAGGACUGCAGAAGCUCACACCACUAUUGAUCCAAGAACAGAAAUACAGUUAACUUGCAACCUAGGUUCUUCUACCCUGUGCUCUACGUUGGUAACCUACGAAAGGACUUUGUAGGGCUAUGCCAUUCUCUUGACAUUCCUCCCCUCCCUUGAAAGGCCCUGGGGUGGCGUAGGGGAGUAACGCCUUGUGGAGUUCCACCAGUUUCUUUCCCUGGACAGAAAGGCUGGCGGUCAUUCAUUCGAGGAGGCUGUGGUAUCUUAUCGAAACCAGUGGAUGACGCAACACGCAGCCCUUUUUGAAGCGGAGCAUUAUGCUUUCUCGCCCUUGUCGGUGACGAGCGGCCGUUUCAAGGCUUCUGGGGCAGAAUCAUGGACGGGCUUGCAGGGCAGUUCGAGAAAGCAAAGGCCCAGCACUGUUGCCGUGUGUUACCUCUGCAGCCUGAAAGCAGAAGCCACGUGUUGCCAUCCAGGGCAAAGUUAACAGCAGGAGGAGGAAAAACACAGCAGCUUUGUCUUCUCAAGAGCUGAGCCACAGAAGGGGGGGGGGAAUACAAGGCUUCUUGUUGCAGGAAGCUGGCCUCUUUCAUUAUCUGUCAUCAAUACCAACCACCACCACCACCACCACCUCAUCCCUUAUAAAGUGCUGUAGUCAAGAAGCCUUGCUGCUGUUUUGCCAGAAGCCAAUUUAUGUCUGGGGAAGACGGCAACAUUUGUUCAGUGCCGCUGGAGAAAACCAAAGCUUUCUGUGCUGCUGCACCCUAGUGGCAGUUCCAAGAGUGACCAGCCAACAUUUAUUUAGAGAGAGAAGCCAUAAAGGGAGGCAGUUGGCAUCUACUACAGCAUCUGUGAAUAAGAUCCGAAGGAUGGGAGGGUAUGCAGAAGUAGCAGCUCCUGCACAAACAGCUGGGCUUCGGAACAGUCUGCUGUUCAGCUCAUAAAGGUGCAAGUUAAAGCAAACUCAGUGGCCUCGUCUGUCAAGAUGGAUGCCAUGGAUGGGGGGGGGGGAGAGUGUGCGUUUGUGUGUUUUCAGUAUUACAGAAAAGGUACAAAUAAGUCUAGUACUACUUGCUGCCUAAAGCUAAGAGGGAGUCUCCUCUUUUACUGAAGUCUGUUACUACUGCUUUCCUAUCCCCCGCAACGUUUCCAGCUGAAUGAUUCCAGAGGAGCGAAUUCUGGUCCAGCAGUGCCACCAACAAUGAUGGAAGCAAACUGCUGUGCACUUUAUACAGGUGGCAGGGGAGGUUAAAAACUGUUGUGAUGCAGAGCUAGACAGUGCUUACAAAUGCCCCCCAUCCCAGUUCCACCUUAAGGGGAGGGCUAGGCCAAGGCCUGCUUAAAUAACCACUCAAGGGCAACUCUGUUGGCUAUUCCUGUGAAUGGACAUCUUUCUGUGCUGCAAAACUUGCUAGAGACUAUCCUUGCUCUGUGGAGCCCAAACAGCCCAGGACCUGGGAGCUGAACAAGGUCAGCCAGAGUCAGUGUUUGGAUGGGAGACCACAAAAGACGGGUUGCUGCAUGGAGGAAGGCAACGGCAAACCGCCUCUGCUCGUCUCUUGCCUUGAACCACCCAUGGCCGAGGUCGCCAUGAGUCCGUUCCAACUCAACAGCACGUUCUCAUCUUUGCUCUGUCCAUGGUGGUAGAGAGAAGGCAGCAUGGCUAGGACUGGGCUCUGACCUCAUUUUGAAAAUCUGACAGCAAAAAGAUGGGUUUGAGCUCUCCACCAUUAUGCACACCUGGAUUGUUGUCAUUGUAGAAACUGGCAUUACCUUAUUGCAAGCCGUUUGAAUAAACACAUUUGUGUCG
Messenger RNA from Gekko japonicus, 3347 nucleotides. RefSeq names its product tetraspanin 31 (gene TSPAN31). The record is from RefSeq and is a predicted model, not a curated record. The coding region runs from base 100 to 735 and encodes 211 amino acids. Lineage: Eukaryota; Metazoa; Chordata; Lepidosauria; Squamata; Gekkonidae. The transcript is spliced from 7 exons. Gene Ontology annotation, cellular component: membrane.